CGAUUGAAACCCAAUUCUGAAAGAAGGUUUUCUUUUUUCCCCCUUUUCGUGUUCUACAUAUUAUCCGAGAAACCCUAGCGAUUAAUCAAAUUAUCAUCUGCGAAUUCGAAAUUUCAAUACAGUUGAUUGAACCAGAAUGGAAAGCGGCGAAGGUGAAGGCGAAGAGGUGAGCAUUGAAGAACUCGCCGCCAACCUCUCUACUUACAAACAGCAGCUUGGACAGGUCCGUAAGCUAUUGAAUGACGACCCAAAGAACUCUGAGUUCCUGGACAUGCAGAAGGAACUUAUGGAGGUGAUUCAAUUGACAGAGGAGCUGCUGGAAACUGCAAAACAUAGUGAUAGUAGUCCUGGAAUUGUUGCGGGGACUAAUGGCGAAUCAUCUCAAAAUUUACAUCUGUCUGGGAACUCCUUUCAGGAAUCAAGAUCUACUGCCGAUGAUGGUGAUAAGUUUCCUAUUGGCACCAAAGUUCAAGCAGUCUGGAGUGAAGAUGGAGAAUGGUAUGAUGGUACAAUUGAGGAACUUACUCCGAAUGGGUAUUAUGUUCGCUAUGAUGGAUGGGGUAAUCGGGAAGAGGUGGAUCCUGAUAAUGUGAGACCAAUCCAAGAAAGCAAUCCUGACCCUUUACUAGAAGCUGAAAAGAUUGCUGUGGCUACAAAAGAAGCCCUUAAACGUAAGAUUGCCCAAGCUGCUUCUAAAGAGUCCGAGUCCUGGACUGUUCCUCAAAAACUUCAGAUCGAUCCCAACGAUUCUGAAGAUGUGAAAGCCGCAAAACGGAAAAAGUUGCAUGCUUUUAAGUCCAAGAUGCGGAUGGAAGCAAAAGAGGUUACUCAAAACAAGAGGCAGAAUGCAUGGCAACAAUUCCAGACAACUAAAGGCAGAGCUAAAAAGGUUGGUUUCUUCUCGGGUCGAAAAAGAGAGAGCAUAUUCAAAUCGCCAGACGAUCCAUUUGGGAAGGUUGGAGUAACUGGAAGUGGGAAAGGUUUAACCGAGUUUCAGAAAAGAGAAAAGCAUCUACAUCUCAAAGGUGGAAAUAUAGAAGGUGCAGACGAGUAAAGAUCGAAACUCUCUCUUUUUUCUGAUCCGAUGAGUUUUGUGAUUGGAUUUAGGAGCUAUGUAACAUUUGUGUAUCGUUAUAUUAUAUGGUUGCAAUGCCUUUUUUUUUCUGUUGCAUUAGUUCAUAGUUGAUAUAAGACUCUGUCAACAAGUUUAAUACUGGUUGAUUUUACUUCAUUUUGUUCUAUGUUGUGUACAUUGUUGUUUUCUUGUU
This is a messenger RNA of Erythranthe guttata (spotted monkey flower), 1268 nucleotides long. Its product is annotated as nucleic acid binding/RNA binding protein. The record is from RefSeq and is a predicted model, not a curated record. Gene Ontology annotation, cellular component: nucleus. NCBI's taxonomy places the organism in Eukaryota, Viridiplantae, Streptophyta, Magnoliopsida, Lamiales, Phrymaceae.